AUGGCCAUGUCGCUGAGCACUGACGAUGAGGAUUACGACUCAGAGGCUGAGCAGGUUGGUUAGCGCACUGAACCCCUUGGGACAUAGCAGAGGAGAGGAAUGUGUCUGUGUGUGAGGCACAGUUAAUUGAGCUGAGCAGUGGUUGAUUGUUGUAUGGAAAGGGAGCCACCUGAAGAGAAAUGCUGCUUCUGUUUCUGUGUUAGCCUCCUUUCUCUUGUUCUUUAUUUUCUUCCCUGUGGUUGUAGGUUGAUUUACAUGUUGUGUGUGUGUGUGUGUGUGUACCUGGUAAAUGCAGUAAGGAGGUGAGAAGGCACAGACCGUUCAGACAGCAGCGUCAGUCCUCAGGGCAGCUACUGGUUGAUCCAGAACAGGGAAGAGAAACGAGAUAAACAACAUGAAGAUUGUGUGUGUGUGUGUGAUCAGGCAGAAAGAUUCAGAUUAGAGAUGAAUAUUUAAUAGGUUCGUAUGAGCUUGUGUAAGCAUGUAUGAACAGGGAAGAAGAAAUCUGAUGCAUUUAAUAGGUUUAUUGUGCCUGUAUUGUGUAUGAUAAUGAGAUAAAAUAUAGUUGAUGUGUACCGUAUGAAUUGGUUAUGGCACAUAAAUGAGCAUCGAGAUUGUGCAUGUAAACGGUGAGGAAGAUUGUGUUAGUGUAUAGAUUCCUCUGCUACAUAGUCAUAGCACUGCAUUCCACAGCCCCUUCCAAUUAUACACUCACUGUGAGUGUGUUGAUAUCAUUGGAUACAGUUGAAUUCUUUUCGGUCCCGGCACAGAUGAGAUGGCGGAAUAUCUUUUUUCUUCCCUGUUUUUGCUGUUGAUAUCAGCACAGCCUUUGUACGUAGUGUUCCUGUUCGAUAGGGAUGUACAUGUUUUCAGUGUUCAAUAUAAGAUGAAAACAUGUCACUUCCAUCUCAACGGUCUGGAUGCAGUUUAUUUGUUUACAGUGUCUAUGAGAUAAUGAUAGAGAUUGAUUGAGAUAAAUGUCUGAGUUUUUGUUAUAUCAAGAUCAAGUUCCAUAGGCUUGUAAAUCCCACAGGACCUCUGGGCGCUCACAGUGCCUCAGUCUGAGAGAGACUUGCAUCUAUUAUUCCUCACUCGCUUUUCCUCUUGAGGUUUACCAGCGGUGUUGUUUUAUCUAAGAUCACACAUCGUGUGUGUUUGUACUGUAUGACUGUGAUUGGGUGUGUGCCUGUGGAUAUGGGCUAUUCAAAUUGAGCAGGUCUUCCUGUGUUCCACUGUGGCGCAGUAGGUUAUUACACUCUGGCACCUGCUCCUACUCCUCUGGAAUAGCAUGCUGAUUUAGAGCAACGUUCAUCAUCAUACCUUAUAGCUAGGGUUCUGUGUUUUGGUUAAUCAUGUCACAUGACCUGGAUUUUCACCAUUAUUUUAGGCCUUUUCCAGAAAUGAGAAUUUGACCAGAAGUUAAAGCAAUUGUCUCAGGAUGGUUCUGGACCAUCAGACAUAAAAAGGAAAUGAGACAGCUUUGAUAAAAAAGCUUUAAAUAAAGGUUAAAAUCCAUGUCAUGUGACAUGAUUAAGCAAAACACAGGGCCCUACUACCUAGCUACAUAACAUACCUACGUGUGUGUGGUCUGGGAAUGCGUUACAUAUUUUACAGAUAACAAACCUGCUAUCCAACUACUAGCCAUGGAAGACUUUGACGCUGAUGAGAUUGAUAAGCUACAUUUCUGAUGUCAUUGCACGUCCUUGCAAGGAGAUAUCAUGCUCCCCGUACAGUCUCCAUUUGGGAUAUGAUGAGGAACAUCAUAUGUCACUCAGUGCCCCAGCUUCCUGAGAGUGACUGAUGGAUCAGUUCAGGUUCUGUAAAGUUAGUCUCACUUCCUUAAUGUAGAGGGAAAUGUACCCCCUUAUGUCACUGCUCUACAGGAUUCCCAAUCCUAUUGUGUAUUUGUCCCUUCAAAUUAAAUUAAAUCAAAUCAAAUUUUAUAUGCCACAUGCGCCAAAUACAACACCUUACAGUGAAAUGCUUACUUAAAAGCCCUUAACCAACAAUGCAGUUUUAAGAAAAUAAAAAUAAAGUGUUAAGUAAAAAAUAGAUAAGUAAAAAAUAAAAAUAGCAAAUAAUUAAAGAGCAGCAGUAAAAUAAAAUAACAGUAGGGUGGCUAUACAGGGGGUACCGGUACAGAGUCAAUGUGCGGGGGCACCAGUUAGUCGAGGUAAUUGAGGUAAUAUGUACAUGUGGGUAGCAGUGCAAAUAGUCUGGGUAGCCAGGAGUCUUAUGGCUUGGGGGUUGACGCUGUUAAGAAGCUUUUUGGACCUAGACUUGGCGCUCUGGUACCGCUUGCCGUGCGGUAGCAGAGAGAACAGUCUAUGACUAGGGUGGCUGGAGUCUUUGACAAUUUUUAGGGCCUUCCUCUGACACCGCCUGGUUCAAGGAGUGUUGCUGUGAGACUAGGUGACUUUCAGGACAAUGUGGAGGGCUGUCUGGAACAUAUUUUCUCACGUAAGGUCCGUGGUCCUUUGUGCUCAAGUCCGAUCUGACAGUGAUAGAUCUACUCCUUUUGAGGCAGGUUAACUUGAAGAUCACUAAAUGCUGUCAGGUAACCUGUUGGGUAAGGACAUCUGAUAUGGGCAAAUGGAUCCUCCGUCCUUGUCUAUGGUUGCUUGUAACAUAGAUAUGUCAAGGAGGUGACAGGACAGAUCAUAGAUAGAUCAUAAAACACUGUGUAUGCUAGGCCAGGGAAUUGCCAGGGACCUCACGAUACAAUAUUAUCACGAUACUUAGGUGCCAAUACGAUAUGUAUUAUGAUUCUCACGAUUCUAUAUUUAUUGUGAUUUGAUACUGCGAUUUGAAGUUACAAACAUAUUGCUCACUGUACUGUAUGUCUGCUGCAGAGAGACAAGAGAGGGCAUGAGAAAACAAGUCUUCUUUAGUUAUCUGCACUUCCUCUCUGGCUCAGUCAGGCCUAGAGUCUGUAAUCCUAACAGAGAACCUUGGAUUCCACCACAGAUUACAGAUGCCCCAAUAUCCAAAAUAAUCCUGUCUUUUGCCUAGAUCUCUGAUCACCCCAGCCUGGCCAUUCUGCUUGGUGUCCACUUGUUUUAGGAUAAGUCUAGAACAAGGCAAGGUUUUAACCUCUGACCCUGAUGUUCUUAGCUGAUUUGGUUAUUUGUGUUUUCUCUGUCCAGUGGUAGCAGCACUCGGUUGGUUACCCGUCACAGGAAUAGUAGGACGUUUGUUGUUGCUAUGCUGAUCCUAGAAAAAUGUGCAUUGCUGAUGUUGCUAUAGAAAUCUGAUACACCUGAUUUGCCUGUGGCUGUUUUUGUUACAUUCCGUGCUGUAAUUGUGAUCACUGAUUUUUCGCAUCUCUUCUUGCUCCUCUCACUAGGCUAGGUGGAGAAUGUUAUGAUGACAUAACCAUUCCAUUGAAUUCAAACACCUCAUUACAUCAUGCAAAUUCUUUCCAAAGCGGUUUGUGGAUUUAUUCUUGCAAAACCUGCUAGUCCCGCUGGUUGGGCAUUUAGUGAGGAUAGGGAGGAGGUGGAGUGUGCACGGCUUAGUGAAUUAGUAUGAGGAUCAAGGGAUUAGUGAAUUAGCAAUUUCAAUAUUGUUAUUAUUCUUACUAACGCAUUGUGUUUUGCCUAAUGCUCUUCAGAAGAAAUAUAAAGCAGUAGACACACCUAGUGUUGCUGGUGCAGCUCUGAGCAGCCAGUCAGCAUUCACCUGCAUUUCCUCAGUACAUGGCCUAUCCAACUGAAUAAUCACAAGAUGGGUGGGGGGGAAGUAACACAUGUACUGUACCGUGGGUUGCUGUGGAAACAAGUGCCUGUUGGAUACCUUCCAUUUGAAUACACAGUAACCGCAUUUCCUCUGGUACAGCUCAUGCCCAUCACCAUAUACUGUACAUAGCCAGGUUAUACACUGAACAAAAAUAUAAAUGCAACAUGUAAAGUUUUGGUCCCAUGUUUCAUGAGCUGAAAUAAAAGAUGGAAAGCCAGUAUGAGGGUUAGCGCUCAGGCUAGAAUGAAAGGCUGCUGGUGCGUGGGAGAGAAAAUAUCUACUCGCACUCAAAACCAUAAAGAGGAUUAACCCAAUGUAAUCCAUGCUCAAAAGAAUACAAAAAGUGCAAGUGCAAGGUGCUAAUAAACAAAUUAAAUGAACUGAGCAUACGUUUCGGCCUUAUGCCUUCAUCCCAUACGCACAAAUAGCUUAUUUCUCUCAAAUAUACUGCACACAUUUGUUUACAUCCCUAUUAGUGAGCGUUUCCCCUUUGCCAAGACAAUCCAUCCACCUGACAGGUGUAGCAUAUCAAGAAGCUGAUUAAACAGCAUGAUCAUUAUACAGGUGCACCUUGUGCUGGGGACAAUAAAAGGCCACUCAUGUGCAGUUUUGUCAAACAACACAAUGCCACAGAUGUCUCAAGUUUUAAGGGAGUGUGCAAUUGGCAUGCUGACUGCAGGAAUGUCCACCAGAGCUGUUGCCAGAGAAUGUAAUGUUAAUUUCCUACCAUAAGCCACCUCCAACUUUGUUUUAGAGAAUUUGGCAGUACGUCCAACUGGCCUCACAACCGCAGACAACGUGUAUGGUGUUGUGUGGGCGAGCGGUUUGCUGAUGUCAACAUUGUGAACAGAGUGCCCCAUGGUGGCGGUGGGGUUAUGGUAUAGGCAGGCAUAAGCUACGGACAAUGAACACAAUUGCAUUUUAUCGAUGGCAAUUUGAGUGCACUGAGAUACCGUGAUGAGAUCCUGAGGCCCAUUGUUGUGCCAUUCAUCCGCCGUCAUCACCUUAUGUUUCAUCAUGAUAAUGCACGGCCCCAUGUCGCAAGGAUCUGUACACAAUUCCUGGAAGCUGAAAAUGUCCCAGUUCUUCCAUGGCCUGCAUACUCACCAGACAUGUCACCCAUUGAGCAUGUUUGGAAUGCUCUGGAUCAACGUGUACGACAACGUGUUCCAGUUCCCGCCAAUAUCCAGCAACUUUGCACAGCCAUUGAAGAGGAGUGGGACAACAUUCCACAAUCAACAGUCGGAUCAACUCUAUGUGAAGGAGAUGUGUUGCGCUGCAUGAGGAAAAUGGUGGUCACACCAGAUACUGACUGGUUUUCUGAUCCACACCCCUACCUUUUUUUUUUAUGUAUCUGUGACCAACAGAUACAUAUCUGUAUUCCCAGUCAUUUGAAAUCCAUAGAUUAGGGCCUAAUGAAUUUAUUUCAAGUGACUGAUUUCCUUACAGGAACUGUAACUCAGUAAAACCUUUGAAAUUGUUGCAUGUUGCGUUUUUAUAUUUUUGUUCAGUGUAUAUACACUACAUGACCAAAAGUAUGUCGACACCUGCUCGUCAAACAUCUCAUUCCAAAAUCAUGGGCAUUGAUAUGGAGUUGGUCCCCCCUUUGCUGCUAUAACCGCCUCCACUCUUCUGGGAAGGCUUUCCACUAGAUGUUGGAACAUUGCUGCUGGGACAUACUUCCAUUCAGCCACAAGAGCAUUAGUGAGGUUGGAAAUUGAUGUUGGGCGAUUAGGCCUGGCUCGCAGUCGGCGUUCCAAUUCAUCCCAAAGGUGUUCGAUGGGGUUGAGGUCAGGGCUCUGUGCAGGCUAGUCAAGUUCCUCCACACCGAUCUCGACAAACCAUUUCUGUAUGUACCUCGCUUUGUGCACUGGGGCAUUGUCAUGCUGAAACAGGAAUUGGUCUUCCCCAAACUCUUGCCACAAAGUUGGAAGGACAGAAUCGUCUAGAAUGUCAUUGUAUGCUGUAGCGUUAAGAUUUCCCUUCACUGGAACUAAGGGGCCUAGCCCGAACCAUGAAAAACGUCCCCAGACCAUUAUUCCUCCUCCACCAAACUUUACAGUUGGCACUAUCCAUUUGGGCAGGUAGCGUUCUCCUUGCAUCCGCCAAACCCAGAUUCGUCCGUCAGACUGCCAGAUGGUGAAGCGUGAUUCAUCACUCCAGAGAACGCGUUUCCACUGCUCCAGAGUCCAAUGGCGGCGAGCUUUACACCACUCCAGCCGACGCAUUGCAUUGCGCAUGGUGAUCUUAAUUCAUUAAGCCCUAAUCUAUGGAUUUCACAUGACUGGGCAGGGGCGCAGCCAUGGGUGGGUCUGGGAGGGCAUAUGCCCACCCAGUGGGGAGCCAGGCCCAGCCACUCAGACUGAGUUUUUCCCCACAAAAGGGCUUUAUUACAGACAAAUACUCCUCAGUUUUGUCAGCUGUCCGGGUUGCUGGUCUCAGACAAUCCCGCAGCUAAAGAAGCCAGAUGUGUAGGUCCUUGGCUGGCGUGGUUACACAUGGUCUGCGGUUGUGAGGCAGGUUGGAUGUACUGCCAAAUUCUCUAAAACGACGUUGGAGUUGGCUUAUGGUAGAGAAAUUAACAUUACAUUAUCUGGCAACAGUUCUGGUGGACAUUCCUGCAGUCAGCAUGCCAAUUGCACGCUCUCGCAAAACUUGAGAUAGCUGUGGCAUUGUGUUGUGUGACAAAACUGUACAUUUUAGAGUGGCCUUUUAUUGUCCCCAGCUCAAGGUGCACCUGUGUAAUGAUCAUACUAUUUAAUCAGCUUCUUGAUAUGCCACACCUGUCAGGUGGGUGGAUUAUCUUGGCUAAGGAGGAAUGCUCACUAACAGGCAUGUAAACAAAUUUGUGCACAAAAUUUGAGAGAAAUAAGCUUUUUGUGCGUAUGGAACCUUUCUGGAUUUUUUAUUUCAGCUCAUGAAACAUGGGACCAACACUUUACAUGUUGCGUUUGUAUUUGUGUUCAGUAGAGAAACAAACCUCCAGUAGUCUGCCUAAUAUAGAUGAGAUCACAGUACCCUCAGGGGAUGUGUCAAGUUUUAUUUGUCACUUGCACAAGUACAGUGAAAUGCUUAACUUGCAAGCCCUACUCUACAGUGCAGUAUUCAAUAUCAAAAUAGUAUAACAAAUAAAAUAAAAUAUUAACAUGAAUAUUAGUGUGAUUUGAAUAUGAUGAAAAUAUGAGUGUUUGUUUACAGUAGCUAAUAUCACGUGGGUCCUCUCUUUUAGUGACCAGGCAUAGCCUGUCUGUUCUUGUUGUUUGCGUACACCUAAGUGUUUUUCGGCCCGCCUAAGUUGAAAUAUAAUGUAUUGGACACACCUACUCAUCCAAGGGUUUUUCUAUAUUUCUACUAUUUUUUACAUUGUAGAAUAAUAGUGAAGACAUAAACUAUGAAAUAACACAUAUGGAAUCAUGUAGUAACCAAAAAAGUGUUAAACAAAUCAAAAUAUGUUAUAUUUGAGAUUCUUCAAAGUAGCCACCCUUUGCCUUAAUGACAGCUUUGCACAGUCUUGGCAUUCUCUCAACCAGCUUCAUGAGGUAGUCACCUGGAAUGCAUUUCAAUUGCAUUCCUAAAAGUUAAUUUGUGGAAUUUCUUUCCUUAAUGUGUUUGAGCUAAUCAGUUGUAUUGUGACAAGGUAGGGGGGGGGGGUAUACAGAAGAUAGCCCUAUUUGGUAAAAGACCAAGUCCAUAUUAUGGCAAGAACAGCUCAAAUAAGCAAAGAGAAACGAGAGUCCAUCAUUACUUUAAGACAUGAAGGUCAGUCAACACGGAACAUUUCAAGAACUUUCUUCAAGUGCAGUCGCAAAAACCAUCAAGUGCUAUGAUGAAACUGGCUCUCAUGAGGACCGCCACAGGAAAGGAAUACCCAGAGUUACCUCUGCUGCAGAGGAUAAGUUCAUUAGAGUUACCAGCUUCAGAAAUUGCAGCCCAAAUAAAUGCUUCACAGAGUUCAAGUAACAGGCACAUCUCAACAUCAACUGUUCAGAGGGGACUGUGUGAAUCAGGCCUUCAUGGUCGAAUUGCUGCAAAGAAACCACUACUAAAGGACACCAAUAAUAAGAAGAUACCUGCUUGGGCCAAGAAAUACGAGCAAUGGACAUUAGACUGGUGGAAAUUUGCCCUUUUGUCCGGAGUCCAAAUUUGAGAUUUUUGGUUCAAACCGCCGUGUCUUUGUGAGACACGGUGUAGGUGAACGGAUGAUCUCUGCAUGUGUAGUUCCCACCGUAAAGCAUGAAGGAGGAGGUGUUAUGGUGUGGGGGUGCUUUGCUGGUGACACUGUCUGUGAUUUAUUUAGAAUUCAAGGCACACUUAACCAGCAUGGCUACCACAGCAUUCGGCAGCGAUACGCCAUCCCAUCUGGUUUGGUGGGACUAUCAUUUGUUUUUCAACAGGACAAUGACCCAACACACCUCCAGGCUGUGUAAGGGCUAUUUUACCAAGAAGGAGAGAGUGAUGGAGUGCUGCAUCAGAUGACCUGGCCUCCACGAUCCCCCGACCUCAACCCAAUGGAAAUGGAAAUGGUUUGGGAUGAGUCGGAAGGCAGAGGUGAAGGAAAAGCAGCCAACAAGUGCUAAGCAUACGUGGGAACUCCUUCAAGACUUUUGGAAAGCAUUCCAGGUGAAGCUGGUUGAGAGAAUGCCAAGAGUGUGCAAAGCUGUCAUCAAGGCAAAGGGUGUCUAAUUAAAGAAUCUCAAAUAUAAAAUAGAUUUUGAUUUGUUUAACACUUUUUUUGGUUACUACAUGAUUCCAUAUGUGUUAUUUCAUAGUUUUGAUGUCUUCACUAUUAUUCUACAAUGUAGAAAAUAGUAAAAAUAAAGAAAAACCCUUGAAUGAGUAGGUGUGUCCAAACUUUUGACUGGUAGUGUGUGUGUGUGUGUGUGUGUGUGCAUAUAUAUAUAUAUAUAUAUAUAUAUAUAUAUAUAUAUAUAUAUAUAUAUAUAUAUAUACAGUUGAAGUCGGAAGUUUACAUACACUUAGGUUGGAGUCAUUAAAACUCAUUUUCCAACCACUCCACAAAUUUCUCGUUAACAAACUAUAGUUUUGGCAAGUCGGUUAGGACAUCUACUUUGUGCAUGACACAAGUAAUUUUUCCAACAAUUGUUUACAGACAGAUUAUUUCACUUAUAAUUCACUGUAUCACAAUUCCAGUGGGUCAGAAGUUUACAUACACUAAGUUGACGGUGCCUUUAAACAGCUUGGAAAAUUCCAGAAAAUGAUGUCAUGGCUUUAGAAGCUUCUGAUAGGCUAAUUGACAUCAUUUGAGUAAAUUGGAGGUGUACCUGUGGAUGUAUUUCAAGGCUUACCUUCAAACUCAGUACCUCUUUGCUUGACAUCAUAGGAAAAUCAAAAGAAAUCAGCCAAGACCUCAGAAUAUAAAUUGUAGACCUCGACAAGUCUAGUUCAUCCUUGGGAGCAAUUUCCAAACGCAUGAAGGUACCACGUUCAUCUGUACAAACAAUAGUACGCAAGUAUAAACACCAUGGGACCACGCAGCCGUCAUACCGCUCAGGAAGGAGACGUGUUCUGUCUCCUAGAGAUGAACGUACUUUGGUUCCAAAAGUGCAAAUCAAUCCCAGAACAACAGCAAAGGACCUUGUGAAGAUGCUGGAAGAAACAGGUACAAAAGUAUCUAUAUCCACAGUAAAACAAGUCCUUUAUCUAAAUAACCUGAAAGGCCACUCAGCAAGGAAGAAGCCAUUGCUCCAAAACCACCAUAAAAAAGCCAGACUACGGUUUGCAACUGCACAUGGGGACAAAGAUCAUACUUUUUGGAGAAAUGUCCUCUGGUCUGAUGAAACAAAAAUAGAACUGUUUGCCCAUAAUGACCAUCGUUAUGUUUGGAAGAAAAAGGGGGGUCUUGCAAGCCGAAGAACACCAUCCCAACCGUGAAGCACAGGGGUGGCCGCAUCAUGCUGUGGGGGUGCUUUGCUGCAGGAGGGACUGGUGCACUUCACAAAUGAGGAAGGAAAAUGAUGUGGAUAUAUUGAAGCAACAUCUAUCUAUCUAUAUAUAUAUAUAUAUAUAUAUAUAUAUACACUGCUCAAAAAAAUAAAGGGAACACUUAAACAACACAUCCUAGAUCUGAAUGAAUGAAAUAAUCUUAUUAAAUACUUUUUUCUUUACAUAGUUGAAUGUGCUGACAACAAAAUCACACAAAAAUUAUCAAUGGAAAUCAAAUUUAUCAACCCAUGGAGGUCUGGAUUUGGAGUCACCCUCAAAAUUAAAGUGGAAAACCACACUACAGGCUGAUCCAACUUUGAUGUAAUGCCCUUAAAACAAGUCAAAAUGAGGCUCAGUAGUGUGUGUGGCCUCCACGUGCCUGUAUGACCUCCCUACAAUGCCUGGGCAUGCUCCUGAUGAGGUGGCGGAUGGUCUCCUGAGGGAUCUCCUCCCAGACCUGGACUAAAGCAUCCGCCAACUCCUGGACAGUCUGUGGUGCAACGUGGCGUUGGUGGAUGGAGCGAGACAUGAUGUCCCAGAUGUGCUCAAUUGGAUUCAGGUCUGGGGAACGGGCGGGCCAGUCCAUAGCAUAAAUGCCUUCCUCUUGCAGGAACUGCUGACACACUCCAGCCACAUGAGGUCUAGCAUUGUCUUGCAUUAGGAGGAACCCAGGGCCAACUGCACCAGCAUAUGGUCUCACAAGGGGUCUGAGGAUCUCAUCUUGGUACCUAAUGGCAGUCAGGCUACCCCUGGCGAGCACAUGGAGGGCUGUGCGGCCCCCCAAAGAAAUGCCACCCCACACCAUGACUGACUCACCGCCAAACCGGUCAUGCUGGAGGAUGUUGCAGGCAGCAGAAAGUUCUCCACGGCGUCUCCAGACUCUGUCACGUCUGUCACAUGUGCUCAGUGUGAACCUGCUUUCAUCUGUGAAGAGCACAGGGCGCCAGUGGCGAAUUUGCCAAUCUUGGUGUUCUCUGGCAAAUGCCAAACGUCCUGCACGGUGUUGGGCUGUAAGCACAACCCCCACCUGUGGACGUCGGGCCCUCAUACCACCCUCAUGGAGUCUUUUUCUGACCGUUUGAGCAGACACAUGCACAUUUGUGGCCUGCUGGAGGUCAUUUUGCAGGGCUCUGGCAGUGCUCCUCCUGCUCCUCGGAGGUAGCGGUCCUGCUGCUGGGUUGUUGCCCUCCUACGGCCUCCUCCACGUCUCCUGAUGUACUGGCCUGUCUCCUGGUAGCGCUUCCAUGCUCUGGACACUACGCUGACAGACACAGCAAACCUUCUUGCCACAGCUCGCAUUGAUGUGCCAUCCUGGAUGAGCUGCACUACCUGAGCCACUUGUGUGGGUUGUAGACUCUGUCUCAUGCUACCACUAGAGUGAAAGCACCGCCAGCAUUCAAAAGUGACCAAAACAUCAGCCAGGAAGCAUAGGAAUUGAGAAGUGGUCUGUGGUCACCACCUGCAGAACCACUUCUUUAUUGGGGGUGUCUUGCUAAUUGCCUAUAAUUUCCACCUGUUGUCUAUUCCAUUUGCACAACAGCAUGUGAAAUGUAUUGUCAAUCAGUGUUGCUUCCUAAGUGGACAGUUUGAUUUCACAGAAGUGUGAUUGACUUGGAGUUACAUUGUGUUGUUUAAGUGUUCCCUUAAUUUUUUUGAGCAUAUAUAUAUAUAUAUAUAUAUAUAUAUAUAUACAGUGGGGAGAACAAGUAUUUGAUACACUGCCGAUUUUGCAGGUUUUCCUACUUACAAAGCAUGUAGAGGUCUGUAAUUUUUAUCAUAUGUACACUUCAACUGUGAGAGACGGAAUCUAAAACAAAAAUCCAGAAAAUCACAUUGUAUGAUUUUUAAGAAAUUAAUUUGCAUUUUAUUGCAUGACAUAAGUAUUUGAUCACCUACCAACCAGUAAGAAUUCCAGCUCUCACAGUCCUGUAAGUUUUUCUUUAAGAAGCCCUCCUGUUCUCCACUCAUUACCUGUAUUAACUGCACCUGUUUGAACUCGUUACCUGUAUAAAAGACACCUGUCCACACACUCAAUCAAACAGACUCCAACCUCUCCACAAUGGCCAAGACCAGAGAGCUGUGUAAGGACAUCAGGGAUAAAAUUGUAGACCUGCACAAGGCUGGGAUGGGCUACAGGACAAUAGGCAAGCAGCUUGGUGAGAAGGCAACAACUGUUGGCGCAAUUAUUAGAAAAUGGAAGAAGUUCAAGAUGACGGUCAAUCAACCUCGGUCUGGGGCUCCAUGCAAGAUCUCACCUCGUGGGGCAUCAAUGAUCAUGAGGAAGGUGAGGGAUCAGCCCAGAACUACACGGUAGGACCUGGUCAAUGACCUUAAGAGAGCUGGGACCACAGUCUCAAAGAAAACCAUUAGUAACACACUACGCCGUCAUGGAUUAAAAUCCUGCAGUGCACGCAAGGUCCCCCUGCUCAAGCCAGCGCAUGUCCAGGCCCGUCUGAAGUUUGCCAAUGACCAUCUGGAUGAUCCAGAGGAGGAAUGGGAGAAGGUCACGUGGUCUGAUGAGACAUAAAUAGAGCUUUUUGGUCUAAACUCCACUCGCCGUGUUUGGAGGAAGAAGAAGAAUGAGUACAACCCCAAGAACACCAUCCAACCGUGAAGCAUGGAGGUGGAAACAUCAUUCUUUGGGGAUGCUUUUCUGCAAAGGGGACAGGACGACUGCACCGUAUUGAGGGGAGGAUGGAUGGGGCCAUGUAUCGCAAGAUCUUGGCCAACAACCUCCUUCCCUCAGUAAGAGCAUUGAAGAUGGGUCAUGGCUGGGUCUUCCAGCAUGACAACGACCCGAAACACACAGCCAGGGCAACUAAGGAGUGGCUCCGUAAGAAGAAUCUCAAGGUCCUGGAGUGACCUAGCCAGUCUCCAGACCUGAACCCAAUAGAAAAUCUUUGGAGGGAACUGAAAGUCCGUAUUGCCCAGCGACAUCCCCGAAACCUGAAGGAUCUGGAGAUGGUCUGUAUGGAGGAGUGGGCCAAAAUCCCUGCUGCAGUGUUUGCAAACCUGGUCAAGACCUACAGAAAACGUAUGAUCUCUGUAAUUGCAAACAAAGGUUUCUGUAUCAAAUAUUAAGUUCUGCUUUUCUGAUGUAUCAAAUAAUUAUGUCAUCCAAUAAAAUGCAAAUUAAUUACUUAAAAAUCAUAAAAUGUGAUUUUCUGGAUUUUUGUUUUAGAUUCCGUCUCUCAGAGUUGAAGUGUACCUAUGAUAAAAAUUACAGACCUCUACAUGCUUUGUAAGUAGGAAAACCUGCAAAAUCGGCAGUGUAUCAAAUACUUGUUCUCCCCACUGUGUGUAUAUAUAUAUAUAUAUAUAUAUAUAUAUAUAUAUAUAUAUAUAUAUAUAUAUAUAUUAGAAUAUCAUCUUUGUGAACUAACUCACCUAAAUUAAAGCUAGACAGUCAGGGAGAAUUGAAAAUAAAACAAACUAUGAACUCAGGAGUAUUUAUUUUGUUAUUAUGUUUGAGCUUAACACAGCAUUAGCCAUGUCAAAAUGCAUAGAAUCGCAGGAAAUUAGCUUUUAAAACUGCAACAUUUUCUCUCAGCUCCAUGGAGAAAUGUGUAGAAUUGCAGGAAAUUGGCUUAAAAUGCAAACAUUUUUCUACACCGCUAAGAUUGGGGGCCUCUAAAAUGUUCUUGGCCAUGGACUGGUCCGGACCGAAUUCAGCUGCGCCGAUGGGCCGACCAUGCCUAUUGCCAUGCCCCCCUGCCACACCCACCACCUAAGCCCCUUUUUGAUCCAGAAAAAAAGAAUGUAACCUGUGUGCACGUGCGUUGCGUGCGUGUGUUUUAUGAGCAGCACAUUCAAUGUUGUCUCAGCGUUGACUCAGGGCCAGAAAUAACAGAGGGAAAAAUAAACUAUGUCAGGAAGAAAUAACUCAAUAAUGGAAAAUGCUCCACAUCAAAGCAGCCCCCCUCCCCUCCCCAUCUCUCACUGCCUUCAAUUUAAUUUUACAGCACAUUUAAACUUAUGCCUUCUCCCUGUUACGUAAAACUGUUAGUGGUUCAUGUUUUGGCAUACAAUGUUGCUAGGGAAACAUGGAAACACUUUCAAACCAAGCUUCUAAGAUGUUCGAGUACUGAUGAUUUGAGUUAGAAAAAUUGCAUGUUCUCACUUGAGUGCGGUCCAUGGUUCUGUGUUUUCCGUAGUAGAUGGUUAGACCAGCGAACUGGGUAUCACAGGUCAUAAUAAAGGCUCUGCUUCUUGUGACUCAGAACUGAAUUGGUCAACUGCUGGGAUUGAUUAGAUGAGUCAAUUCACCUGGUUUCCCUAAUCAGCUGCGAAUUCAGGGGUCAAUAUUAUAGCAAAUACUGCAACACCCUGCAGACCUGAUCCCGUAUUUACAAAGCCUCUCAGCGUAGGAGUGCUGAUCUAAGGUCAGCCUUUUAGAUCAUAAUGAACAAGAGUAUAUGGACCUGAUCCUAGAUCAGCACUCCUACUCUGAGACGCGUUGUGAAUAUAGGCCCAGAUCCAUCUGUCUCUGUAUCAGACCUUGCUUUCACGUUUUGUGUUGUUGUACUAUAACGACACCUCACUCUCCUACCUCUCCCUCUUCUCCUUUCAGCAGCAGAGACCUCCCAACAGGCCCAAACCCAAAAUGGCGGCCUCGUCUCCUGUGGCGGCGGUCAAGCUGUCGGCCAGCCGGAGCACGUCUGGCGCCCGGCGGAGGAGGACGCGCUGUCGGAAGUGUGAGGCGUGCCUGAGGACAGAGUGUGGAGAAUGCCACUUCUGUAAAGACAUGAAGAAGUUUGGAGGGCCGGGUCGUAUGAAACAAUCCUGCAUCAUGAGGCAGUGUAUCGCGGUAGGUCUCCUAUUAAUCUUAAACUAAAACUAACCUGCAGAGUAUUUGGACAUUCUUUGUUUGUGUGUGGACAUUUUAUCUGGUGACUAUGUACAGAGAGUGAGUUUGUGGUCCUCUGUAGCUCAAUUGGUAGAGCAUGGCGCUUGUAACGCCCGGGUAGUGGGUUCGAUCCCCGGGACCACCCAUACAUAAAAAUGUAUGCACGCAUGACUGUAAGUCGCUUUGGAUAAAAGCGUCUGCUAAAUGGCAUAUAAUAUGAUUAUGAUUUAUAAUAUGCUAAUGUAGUGUUUGUGUUGUCUCCAGCCUGUCCUGCCCCACACCGCAGUGUGUCUGGUGUGUGGGGAGGCAGGGAAGGAGGACACGGUGGAGGAAGAGGAGGACAAGUUUAACCUCAUGCUCAUGGAGUGCUCCAUCUGCAAUGAGAUAGUCCAUCCACUCUGCCUCAAGGUAAACUGCUCAAUACAUUAUGCUGUUACUGAGCAUCUUAUAUCUGUCUGAUUUGAUUCAAUGUGAGCACUUACAUUACUGCAGUGUAUUUGUUUAUGGUUGCCCUUCCUCCUAUAGAACAGGGGUCGGCAACAGGCGACCGAGAGUGGUUUGGUUUUGUCCCCACCCCCCAAAAAAAAUAUAAUUUUUUUUUAGGAUUUAUGUUUUUGGUCAAAAAAGAAUGUAAAGUCAUCAGGAAUUCACCAAAAAAUGAGUUUAAUUUAGGAAAUCUGUUCCCAAGUAUUCCCACAAAUAAAAAUAAACUGACAUACGUGUAAUCAUGGUAUGAAAUUAUUGUUAUUAGGGGUUCACAGCAAAGCUGUGAAACCUAUUGUUAUUCUUAGAUUAUAUAUAUUUUUCAUGACAUGGUCAAAUAACUUGAGCAUAGAUUAGUAACUUUUUUUUCUAAUUUGGCACACAGAAACAAGAGGCCAUGAGUAGAAUGGCACCGAUUGGGUGGCACAGUUAUAAGCAGUCUCACUUACACCCCGAUAUCCGCUGCUCCGUUUGACCUAGAGACUUGAACCUGUGCAUUCGGAAAGUAUUCAGACCCCUUGACUUUUUCCACAUUUUGUUACUUUACAGCCUUAUUCUAAAACUGUUUUUUUGGGGGGUUUUUUCAAUCUACAUACAAUACCCCAUAAUGACAAAGCAAAAACAGGUUUCUAGAAAUGUUUGCUAAUUUAUUACAAAUAAAAAACUGAAAUAUUACAUUUACAUACACUACCGUUCAAAAGUUUGGGGUCACUUAGAAAUGUCCUUGUUUACGAAAGAAAAGCCAAUUUUUUGUCCAUUUAAAAUAACAUCAAAUUGAUCAGAAAUACAGUGUAGACAUUGUUAAUGUUGUAAAUGGCUAUUGUAGCUGGAAACGGCUGAUUUUUAAUGGAAUAUCUACAUAGGCCCAUUAUCAGCAACCAUCAGUCCUGUGUUCCAAUGGCUAUUCUUGUUCUGAGAAAUGAAGGCUAUUCCAUGCGAGAAAUUGCCAAGAAACUAAAGAUCUCGUACAACACUGUGUACUACUCCCUUCACAGAACAGCGCAAACUGGCUCUAACCAGAAUAGAAAGAGGAGUGGGAGGCCCCGGUGCAGAACAGAGCAAGAGGACAAAUACAAUAGUGUCUAGUUUGAGAAACAGUCGCCUCACAGGUCCUCAACUGGCAGCUUCAUUAAAUAGUACCCGCAAAACACCAGUCUCAACGUCAACAGUGAAGAGGCGACUCUGGGAUGCUGACCUUCUAGGCAGAGUUGCAAAGAAAAAGCCAUAUCUCAGACUGCCCAUCUUAAUCUUUUAUUUUUAUUGGCCAGUCUGAGAUAUGGCUUUGCCUAGAAGGUCAGCAUCCCGGAGUCGUCUCUUCACUGUUGAUGUUGAGACUGGUGUUUUGCGGGUACUAUUUAAUUAAGCUGCCAGUUGAGGACAUGUGAGGCGCCUGUUUCUCAAACUAGAUACUAAUGUAUUUGUCCUCUUGCUCAGUUGUGCACCGGGGCCUCCCACUCCUCUUUCUAUUCUGGUUAGAGCCAGUUUGCGCUGUUCUGUGAAGGGAGUAGUACACAGCGUUGUACGAGAUCUUCAGUUUCUUGGCAAUUUCUUGCAUGGAAUAGCCUUCAUUUCUCAGAACAAGAAUAGACUGACAGGUUUCAGAAGAAAGUUAUUUGUUUCUGGCCAUUUUGAUUCUGUAAUCGAACCCACAAUUGCUGAUGCUCCAGAUACUCAACUAGUCUCAAGAAGGCCAGUUUUAUUGCUUCUUUAAUCAGCACAACAGUUUUCAGCUGUGCUAACAUAUUUGCAAAAGGGUUUUCUAAUGAUUAAUUAGCGUUUUUUAAGUGAUAAACUUGGAUUAGCAAACACAACGUGCCAUUGGAACACAGGACUGAUGGUUGCUGAUAAUGGGCCUCUGUACGCCUAUGUAGAUAUUCCAUAAAAAAUCUGCCAUUUCCAGCUAUAAUAGCCAUUUACAACAUUAACAAUGUCUACACUGUAUUUCUGAUCAAUUUGAUGUUAUUUUAAUGGACAAAUAAAUUGCUUUUCUUUUGAAAACAAGGACCCCAAACGUUUGAAUGGUAGUGUAAGUAUUCAGACCCUUUACUCAGUAAAUUGUUGAAGCACCUUUGGCGGUGAUUACAGCCUUGAGUUUUCUUGGGUAUGAUGCUACAAGCUUAGCAUACCUGUAUUUGGGGAGUUUCUCCCAUUCUUCACUGCAGAUCCUCUCAAGCUCUGUCAGGUUGGAUGGGGAGUGUAGCUGCACAGCUAUUUUCAGGUCUCUCCAGAGAUGUUCGAUCGGGUUCAAGUCCGGGCUCUGGCUGGGCCACUCAAGGACAUUGAGACUUGUCCUGAAGCCACUCCUGCAUUGUCUUGGCUGUAUGUGUAGAGUCAUUGUCCUGUUGGAAGGUGAACCUGCGCCCCAGUCUGAUGUCUCUCUGUACUUUGCUCUGUUCAUCUUUCCCUCGAUCAUGACUAGUCUCCCAGUCCUGAAAAACAUCCCCACAGCAUGAUGCUGCCACCACCAUGCUUCACCGUAAGGAUGGUGCCAGGUUUCCUCCAGAUGUGACGCUUGGCAUUCAGGCCAAAGAGUUCAAUCUUGGUUUCAUCAGACCAGAGGAUCUUGUUUCUCAUGGUCUAAGAGUCCUUUAGGUGCCUUUUGGCAAACUCCAAGCGGGCUGUCAUGUGCCUUUUUACUGAGGAGUGACUUCCGUCUGGCCACUUUACCAUAAAGGCCUGAUUGAUGGAGUGCUGCAGAGAUGGUUGUCCUUCUGGAAGGUUCUCCCAUCUCCACAGAGGAACUCUGGAGCUCUGUCAGAGUGACCAUCUUGGUCUCCUCACUGACCAAGGCCCUUCUCCCCCAAUUGCUCAGUUUGGCCAGGCGAACAGCUCUAGGAAGAGUCUUGUUGAUUCCAAACUUCUUCCAUUUAAGAAUGGAGGCAACUGUGUUCUUGAACCUUCAAUGCUGCAGAAAUGUUUUGGUACCCUUCUCCAGAUUUGUGCCUCGACACAAUUCUGUCUCAGAGCUCUACGGACAAUUCCUUCAACCUCAUGGCUUGGUUUUUGCUCUGACAUGCACUGUCAACUGUGGGACCUUAUAUAGACAGGUGUGUGCCUUUCCAUGUCAUGUCCAAUCAAUUGAAUAUACCACAGAUGGACUCCAAUCAAGUUGUAGAAACAUCUCAAGGAUGAUCAAUGGGAACAGGAUGCACCUGAGCUCAAUUUCGAGUCUCAUAGCAAAGGGUCUGAAUACUUAUAUAAAUAAGGUAUUUCUGUUUUUAUUUUUAAUACAUUUGCAAAGAUUCUACAAAUCUAUUUUGGGCUUGACAUUAUCGAGUAUUGUGUGUAGAUUGAUAAGGAAAAAAUACUAUUUAAGCCAUUUUAGAAUAAGGCUGUAAUGUAACAACGUGGAAAAAGUCAAGGGGUUUGAAUACUUUCCGAAUGCACUGUAUGUGUCUUUACUCACGCUGAAUACAUUUGCCUCAAGGACCGAUAAGGUCCAUCAGGAUAGAUUUUCCUCCAUCUUGACAUUUUGGAAAAACUUAUUCUCAUGAACCAUAAGUCGGCAUGUAGGCCCAUGGUACAUCUCUUACCUUAGUUUGAGAAAAGCUAAGGGAUUAGUUAAGAGAUGGCUGAGUUAUUGAUAAAUCAGGAAAUCAGAUUUUAUGUGUCAAUUUAAAUCCUUUUGUAAAUCCACUUUGUAAAUCCAAUGUAACGUCAUCAAAGACAUUACAUUGAUGAACCAUGUUAAGUUUGGCAUUGAUAUCUUAACAAAUAAGGAAACUAUUAACGAUUCACUUUUUUGACUAUGUAACGCUACUGCUUAAAAUAAUCAUAAAAAAUCUUCUCAUGGACUAAAAGUUAGAUUCACUCCAAAUUUGGUUGUUGGACUCAUCACAAUGGUCCCUAAAGAGUUUAAGAAAAUAACCUUUAUGCAAUCAAUGUUGGCCAGUAGAUGCAUAUUAGCACAUACAGUGAGGGAAAAAAGUAUUUGAUCCCCUGCUGAUUUUGUACGUUUGCCCACUGACAAAGAAAUGAUCAGUCUAUAAUUUUAAUGGUAUGUUUAUUUGAACAGUGAGAGACAGAAUAACAACAAUAAAAUCCAGAAAAACUCAUGUCAGAAAUGUUAUAAAUUGAUUUGCAUUUUAAUGAGAGAAAUAAGUAUUUGACCCCUCUGCAAAACAUGACUUAGUACUUGGUGGCAAAACCCUUGUUGGCAAUCACAGAGGUCAGACGUUUCUUGUAGUUGGCCACCAGGUUUGUACACAUCUCAGGAGGGAUUUUGUCCCACUCCUCUUUGCAGAUCUUCUCCAAGUCAUUAAAGUUUCGAGAUUGACGUUUGGCAACUCGAACCUUCAGCUCCCUCCACAGAUUUUCUAUGGGAUUAAGGUCUGGAGACUGGCUAGGCCACUCCAGGACCUUAAUGUGCUUGUUCUUAAGCCACUCCUUUGUUGCCUUGGCCUUGUGUUUUGGGUCAUUGUCAUGCUGGAAUAUCCAUCCACGACCCAUUUUCAAUGCCCUGGCUGAGGGAAGGAGGUUCUCACCCAAGAUUUGACGGUACAUGGCCCCGUCCAUCGUCCCUUUGAUGCGGUGAAGUUGUCCUGUCCCCUUAGCAGAAAAACACCCCCAAAGCAUAAUGUUUCCACCUCCAUGUUUGACGGUGGGGAUGGUGUUCUUGGGGUCAUAAGCAGCAUUCCUCCUCCUCCAAACACUGCGAGUUGAGUUGAUGCCAAAGAGCUCGAUUUUGGUCUCAUCUGACCACAACACUUUCACCCAGUUCUCCUCUGAAUCAUUCAGAUGUUCAUUGGCAAACUUCAGACGGGCCUGUAUAUGUGCUUUCUUGAGCAGGGGGACCUUGCGGGCGCUGCAUGAUUUCAGUCCUUCACGGCGUAGUGUGUUACCAAUUGUUUUCUUGGUGACUAUAGUCCCAGCUGCCAUGAGAUCAUUGACAAGAUCCUCCCGUGUAGUUCUGGGCUGAUUCCUCACCGUUCUCAUGAUCAUUGCAACUCCACGUGGUGAGAUCUUGCAUGGAGCCCCAGGCCGAGGGAGAUUGACAGUUCUUUUGUGUUUCUUCCAUUUGCGAAUAAUCGCACCAACUGUUGUCACCUUCUCACCAAGCUGCUUGGCGAUGGUCUUGUAGCCCAUUCCAGCCUUGUGUAGGUCUACAAUCUUGUCCCUGACAUCCUUGGAGAGCUCUUUGGUCUUGGCCAUGGUGGAGAGUUUGGAAUCUGAUUGAUUGAUUGCUUCUGUGGACAGGUGUCUUUUAUACAGGUAACAAACUGAGAUUAGGAGCACUCCCUUUAAGAGUGCUCCUAAUCUCAGCUCGUUACCUGUAUAAAAGACACCUGGGAGCCAGAAAUCUUUCUGAUUGAGAGGGGGUCAAAUACUUAUUUCCCUCAUUAAAAUGCAAAUCAAUUUAUAACAUUUCUGACAUUUGUUUUUCUGGAUUUUGUUGUUGUUAUUCUGUCUCUCACUGUUCAAAUAAACCUACCAUUAAAAUUAUAGACUAAUAAUUUCUUUGUCAGUGGGCAAACGUACAAAAUCAGCAGGGGAUCAAAUACUUUUUUCCCUCACUGUAUGUUAAAAUAUGCCAAAAUACUCUUAAAACAUUUAUUCUCAUUAAUCCAAAUUUGGUCCUAUGGUUCAAAUUUGGUCCUGAUUGUCAAAAGAUGGCUAUUGACAAAAAAAGACAAAAAAAUAUAUAUAUAUAUAUUUUAAGUGUUCAAUUAACUCACUGUAAAUCCACAUUUCACAGUGGCCUAUCGACUUGAAAUUGUCAUUAUCAUGAACAUCCCUAAAAUGUACCACACUGAAUUUGGUAUUGAUAUCUAAAAAAACAUUAAAAAUAUUAACUACUUUGCAUAUGUAACGCUAAUGAUUUAGUAUUUUGUACACAUGAAGGAAGAUACAGUAGUUCCUACAUGAUAGUGCUUGCUUUGUUAUCCAACUGAUCUGGUGUUCCUUUUGUCAUCCUGUGAACCCCAUUCAAUGCUGCUCGCAGCUAAAAAAUUGGGGGGCUAAGUUGUGGUCAAUUUGCAGUGUACAAAUUAUAAUUAUGUUCCGACCCCCCCCCCGACCAUCCGCUCCGACAAAAAUCGACCCGCAGAUUAAUCUAGUUGCCUACCCCUGCUAUAAAGGACUUAUGCUGCAAAUGAUAAAUGAUAGCUUUGCUUCAAACUGUAUCACUUUUACUUGUGCUUACUAUCGCCUUCACCCACUCACUACCUGUGCUGUCUUGUUCAGGUUAAAAAUUCUGGUGGAGUUGUAAAUGAAGAGUUGCCAAACUGCUGGGAGUGUCCAAAAUGCAACCAUGCAGGGAAGACUGGGAAAGUAAGCAUCUACGUGGGUGUGGAAAUGAAUGUUCUUGGCAGAAUAUCUAGGCUCUGCACUGUUCAAUAAAUCACAUUUAUUGUAAAAAUUAUUUUGAAUUAAGUGUCCAGAAAACAAAUAGGCAAAAGGUAUAAAGUUGUCUUCCCUUGUUUCUUCCCUUUUGGCUGUCAAGCAAAAAAGAGGACCAGGGUUCAAGUACGCGUCCAACCUUCCCGGGUCGCUACUGAAGGACUCGCGAUUGAACCGUGACAUCAAGGAAGAGUCCGACCCGCCCAGUGUGCCAACGUCACCCACUGCAGUGAAGAGGAAGGCAGAGCGGGAUGACACCCCCAAGAGGAAAGCAGAGGAAUAUCCUCCUCUGAAGAAACGUUCUCCCAUGUUGUCUCUGGGCGGGCUACCCCAUCCUCGACCCAGGCCUGAGGACAACCCUCUGAGGAAGAAGAGGAAGCUGUUCGACAUUAAAGAUGAGGACGAGCCUCCUGUUGUCAAGAAAAAGGUAAUUUAUCCAACAGGCUUUAGGCUGACCAUGGAUAAUUCAGUUUAUAUUGAAGUGUCUGUCUGUACUGAGCAUUCCUCUUGAUUUGAUAAGAAACCAAUUAGAUAAGGCCCAGAGUUUAUUUUGUCAAGAUUCUAUUACCAAACAGUAACCCUUUUGAUUUGAGAAUCGUAGUCCACUUACUUGUCAAACACUAUUUUGAGAAAAAUAUUUGAUAAAUAAGAUCUUAUAAAACUAUUUGGAGAAAGAUAUAUGAUAAAUAAGAUCUUAUAAAAAUGCAAAUUCAAACUGUAACAAAUGAAUGUCAGAGUAAUUCAUAUACUCCCCAUGUUCCCUUACAGAAGAAGCCCCCAAAACCUGAUGACACCUUCACUCCCAAGCUGUUACGGCCCAUCAAGCAAGAGAGAGUUGAUGAGGACGAAGACCAUGAAGAGGAGGACAGAUACACAGGGGACAGGGUUGCAGCUAAAGGGAAAAGAGAAGAAGAGGAUGAAGAUAAGGAGGAGGAAGAAGAGGAGAAAGAUGGUGGUGUAGAGGACAGGAAAGACGGUAAAGUAAAGACUAUGCUGAGUCCACUGCUACGGACGUCUGCAGCCAGAGAGAGUGACCAGUCCUGCUCCAGCUCUCCCCGGGCAGGGCCCAGCAGUGAGGGGGGUGAUGCCCCAGAGAAGACACUUGGCCAGCUGAAGGCACACCAGCGACGCCGCCUCCCCAACAAAGAGCUGAGCAAGGAGCUGAGCAAAGAGCUCAACCUGGAGAUCCAGAAGACAGAGGACUGCUUGGCCAAUCAGAACCGCAGACCACUGAAGAAGGAGAACAGCCCAACCAAUAACAACCGUCGACCACUGAAGACUGAGGACUCCUCGACCAAUCAGAACCGCAGACCACUAAAAACAGAGGACUCCCCCACCAAUCAUAACCGCAGGCCAAUUAAGACUGAGGAUGGCCUAUCCAAUCACAACCGUCGACCAUUGAAGACCGAGGACUGCUUGGCCAAUCAGAACCACAGGCCAAUGAAGACCGAGCCUGAGAGUGAUGGGGAGGAGCCUAAGCCCAAGCGGCCACUCGACAACGGCAGCAGUGACCUCGGAGACUGGCUCCACCCCAGGGGGCGGGAGGUGAACGGGACACCCCGCCAGCUCUCGCCCCUGGGGUGGAACCGGAGCCCUCCGAUCACGCCCAUUUGCCCACGCCCCCCUCCCUGCCGCUCACCGCCCAAGUGUGUACAGAUGGAGCGUCACGUGAUCCGGCCGCCUCCCAUCAGCCCCCCGCCAGACAGACUUCCCCUGGAUGACGGACAGGCCCACGUGAUGCGCAGGGAGUUGUGGAUGGUCGUGUUCAGCCACCUCGCACACAGAGACCUGUGUGUCUGCAUGCGCAUCUGCAAGACCUGGAACAGAUGGUGAGCUGUAGCUAUCGGAGGUCAUGUCUACACUUGACACUUACAUGCGACUUCUGCUAUCAGAAUACAAAGAUUGCAUUGAAAAGAUGGGUCUAGUCUGAAUGCGAUCAGGCACCCAACUUGUGUUUUGGGACCAAGAGGCACUUUUUCAAAUACGUUCCUUGCGUGUGGGGAUCGUGUUUGCUGGCCUCAAAUGCUUUUGUUUGGUUAGUGUUAUGCAAUCCCUUCAGCAUUGCUUGCUAGCUACAGAGGUUAGCUGGCUACUUAGCUACAGUAGUUAGCUACAGUAGUUAGCUACUGCCAUUAGUUGUUGUUAUUAUCAUAUUUUGAUAUUCCACCGUUUGUAGAAUGUAUUCUGGCAUUUGAUUAUAGUGUGGGAACGGACACAAUGUGUACAUGGUGGACACAUUUAAAUGUAAAUGUAGACUAAUGACGUGUUCGGAAUUCCAUGAUCAGAACUCCAUUAUCAGAAUACUAAAGCUGCAUGAACUGUCAAGUCUAGACACGGCCUGAUAGACCAAAGGGUUUGAUACCAAGUUGGACAAAUCAGUCUUGUGAUUAGUGGGUUGUGUUUUUCAAAGUGGUCCUUGUUCAUUGGAAAGACAGUAUGAACACUAAGCUGUAAGGCUCGUAGCUUGCCUAGAGCUCUCACCUCAGUGUAGUCUUUCCACAGUUGUAGCUAUGGUGGCUGUGUGAUCAUGUAGUUACCUUCGUCCCUGCCUCCGCAGGUGCUGUGAUAAGAGACUGUGGACGCGGAUCGAUCUGAACCGCUGUAAAUCCAUCACUCCCCUAAUGCUGAGUGGCAUCAUCCGCAGACAGCCUGUGGCUCUGGACCUCAGCUGGACCAACAUCUCCAAGAAGCAACUCAGCUGGCUCAUCAACAGGCUGCCAGGUAAACACCAGCCAGCAGUGUUGUAACUGAGGCAAUGUGCAUAUCCCUCUGUGCCUUUAUAAUAGAACGGUCUGAACUGUAUAGGUAUGUACAGUAUACACCGAGCCAUUAUACUGUGUCUCUGUCCAUGGCUCUGGGUACACACUGCAAACCUGGUGUCACCACUGCAGCCUGUUACUGGGCUUCUCUGUACUGAGAGCAUUGAUAAGAACGUAUUUAAUGUGACUAGUUUGGGGAUAAUGUAACAAUGUAAUGUUUGGGGAUAAUGUAACGCUCUCUUUGUUUCCUUGGUUGGGUGAGCUGGAAGUUUCAGAGAAUGCUGCAUUAUGUCUGUGACUCUGCUCCAUAAUAAUUGUAUCCCCAGGGGUUCCUGAGUGUUUCUGAGGAUUUGUUUUGUUUCUUAUCGGUUUCUUCUCAGGAUUAAUUAUGCAGCGACUGUAAUACAUUUACAUAGUGAUGGUUUUUGUUUGCUUGUUUUUGCACCCUCAGGUUAAUGAACUGUUGGAGACUAUUAAGAUUGUUUUUCCCCUCAAAGGAUUGAAAGGGGCAGCAGAUAAUGUUACACGUUUUCGAGUUACUUAGUUAGGACUGACUUAGUCCGAGGGAGGCAGCACCAAUUCUGUAAUAUGAAUAUAGCGUUUGGUUUCUGUCAUUUUGACAGUGCUAGGGUGUGUUUAGUAGGAAUUGAGAGAGAGUGUGAGUGAUGUCGUUGAGUUUUGUUGUUCCUGCAGGUCUGCGGAUGCUGCUGCUCUCAGGUUGCUCCUGGGUGGCUGUGUCUGCCCUCUGCACUGCCAGCUGCCCGCUGCUGCGCACCCUGGAUGUCCAGUGGGUAGAGGGGCUCAAAGACGCCCAGAUGAGGGAUCUGCUCUCACCCCCCACAGACAACAGACCAGGUAGGUUCUCGCCAUCCUGCACUGUGUUAGUGACCAUUUGGACAUGUGGUGUGAAGUAUUGAGCAGUAUAUCAAUCUGUUUUGCAGUCCAGUCAGGCUGCUGCAGCCCAUCCAUGUCAGGUCUUGAGUGUGCUCUUUGGUGACCCUUUGUGUCGGUCUUUAUAGGCCACACAGCUGGAAACGCUUGCAUUCGAUUCUGCUCCUAGUAGAAGUAAGAAAGGUUUAAAAAAUAACUUGACAUGCAUUCAAUCUUUGUCUCUCUCUCCCUCCCUAGGUCAGCUGGACAACAGGAGUAAACUGCGAAACGUGAUGGACCUGCGUCUGGCCGGGCUGGACAUCACGGACACCUCCCUGCGCCUCCUCAUCCGAUACAUGCCCCAGCUGACCAGACUGGACCUGAGCUACUGCAACCACGUCACUGACCAGUCAGUCAACAUCCUGACCGCUGCAGGGACCUCCACCAGAGACUCGCUCACCGACGUCAACCUCUCCGGUAGGAGCAUACAAGGCCAUGUCACAAUAUCUACUAUCACUAUAGACAUUGGCUAUGUCAGAAUGUAUUCACUGCUAACAGUACUAUUCACUAUUUAGAACAUACUGGUGAGAAUCCAGACAUGGCUAUUGUCUGCUCAUUGUAACAUUAAUUCAUUGCUUCAUAGGUCUUAUUGAAUUACAUUUACAUUUACGUCAUUUAGCAGACGCUCUUAUCCAGAGCGACUUACAAAUAGGUGCUCGUUUGGGUGUAGGGACUGAUCAGAGCCUGAAGGUACGGAGGUGCCGUUCUCCUCACAGCUCCGUAGGCAAGCACCAUGGUCGUGUAGCAGAUGCGAGCUUCAACUGGAAGCCAGUGGAGUGUGCGGAGGAGCGGGGUGACGUGAGAGAACUUGGGAAGGUUGAACACCAGACGGGCUGCGGCAUUCUGGAUGAGUUGUAGGGGUUUAAUGGCACAGGCAGGGAGCCCAGCCAACAGCGAGUUGCAGUAAUCCAGACGGGAGAUGACAAGUGCCUGGAUUAGGACCUGUGCCGCUUCCUGUGUAAGGCAGGGUCGUACUCUCCGAAUGUUGUAGAGCAUGAACCUACAGGAUCGGGUCACCGCCUUGAUGUUAGGAAUGAAUGACGACAAAUGUUCCCUACUGAGAUGAAUGUACGCCUCAUAAAGUCAUAUAAAGACCCCAUGGAUGCCAGUAUAAAGUAUAAAUAGCUUUAAUUGUGUCUAUGCACAGUUGGAGCCAUGGUGUGGAGUAAAACUAGGCUCCAUUCCAAACACCAUAACUGAAGUACCCCCAUGGUUCUCCUCUCCCUGAGUAGUGCUGUUAAAGGUUGGGUCAAUGUGGGACAGACAGACAGGGGGAACCGUGUGGCAGGCAGACUAAUGAGCUCUCUGGCAUCACUGAUGUCUUAAUAUCCACUGUCAGUCACUCACCGAUGGAACCCAAUGAAAGCUUGUUAAUGGGGGAAGCCGUCACCUAUUGACUGUACUCGAUAUGCUCAUGACUAUGGUGAGGUUUUGGUUGGAGCCUUUAUCCUAGAAAACAAAUGACUGGUAUGAUCAAGUAUAUAGGAGGCGCCUAUCUGUCUGUGUAUUAACUGAAGAUGAUGAAUGGUCUCAUAUUACAUCAACCUCAUACUGUAUGUUCCUCCUCCCUCCCUAAUCUCUGCAGUGUGCAACAGAGUCACGGACCAGUCGCUGACCUACUUCAAGCGCUGUGGAAGCAUCUGUCAUAUUGACUUGCGCUACUGCAAGCAGGUGACCAAAGAGGGCUGCGAGCAGUUCAUUGCUGAGAUGUCAGUGAGUGUACAGUUUGGACUAGUAGAGGAGAAACUACUGCAGAAACUCAGCUAG
Messenger RNA from Coregonus sp. 'balchen', 26805 nucleotides. NCBI's taxonomy places the organism in Eukaryota, Metazoa, Chordata, Actinopteri, Salmoniformes, Salmonidae. The record is from the annotation of a GenBank genome assembly.